AUGGAAUAUGAUGGGGAAUUAGAUGCAGAAACUGAAGCUCUUGGUGCAGAAUUGGAAAACCUGUUGCAAGGUGAUUUGGGCAUCAACAUAGUGUUCAUUCUGCCAGAAAAGUUAGCAGAAGCAGAGGAGGUACCAGAACAACAAGCAGGCAGUCCCAUGACAGGCGAAAUUACCAACAAACUAACUACAGAACAACUUUGUUUCUCCAAACCAACCAAGGAGAUGGCCAAUCAUCUCAGACCUUUGUUUAUAACAGCAAAUUUUGGAGGUAUUCCUAUUCCCAAAGUCAUGGUAGAUGGAGGGGGCAUCACCAAAACUCAUGGGAUCCUAGAAGUGGAUGUCAUAAUAGGAAGCAAGAAGCUGAAGGUUGCAUUCUUUGUGGUGGAUACUACUUCUACCACUUACAAUGCACUGCUUGGCAGAGACUGGAUUCAUCAGAGUCUAUGUGUUCCUUCCACUCUUCAUCAACAGUUAGCUUUAUGGAAUGAAGAAGGUUACAUGGAGAUAGUAGAGGCUGAUCCACGGCCAUUACUGCCUUUUGCCAUGUGUUUCGAAGCAAGGUACUAUCAUGAUGACCUUGGUCCUUUCACCUUCCUUGGAGUCAACCAGAACGGCCGCCCCUAUGGUGUCACGGCCCAGAGGCUCCUUGAAGAUGGUCUAACCAAUUCCUUAGAGGACUGGAAUAGACCUUUUGUUCUAAACUUCCAGAACUCUGAUAUUUUGUCCCAAUCAACAGGAGAAGGAUCGAGCUGCAACAAUCCGAUCCAUUACAAAAAGAUUGUUGAUAUAUUGGAAGAGUUUGGAGAUUGUUUUGCUUGGUAUUAUCAUGAAAUGCCAGGUCUAGACAGGGAAUUAGUAGAGCACAAGCUGCUAAUCAAAGAGGGAUACCUUCCAGUCAAACAGGCCAGAAGAAGAAUGUACAUGGACAUAGAACUAAAGGUCAAGGAAGAAGUAGAAAGGUUGCUCAAGGCAGGAUUCAUCAGGCAAGCCAUCUAUGCUGAUUGGCCAGCUAAUAUUGUACCAGUUCUGAAAAGAAAAACUGGGGCAGUCAGAAUCUGUGUGGAUUACAGAAAUCUAAAUGAAGCUUCUCCUAAGGAUGAGUACCCUAUGCCAAUGGCAGACAUGCUAGUAGAUGGAGCUGCUCACAACCAGAUGCUAUCUUUUAUGGAUGGCAAUGUAGGUUACAAUCAGAUCAUGGUGGCAGAAGAAGACAUCCACAAGACAGCCUUCAUGUGUCCAGGACAUAUAGGUGCUUUUGAGUACACUGUAAUGCCUUUUGGCUUAAGAAAUGCAGGAGCCACUUAUCAAAGGACAAUGAAUUCUGUCUUCCAUGAUAUGAUAGGGCAUUCUUUGGAAGUUUAUAUUGAUGAUAUAGUGAUUAAAUCCCCAGAGGAAGGAAACCACAUGUUAAAUCUAAGGAGGGCAUUCCUAAGAAUGAGGCAAAAUAAAUUGAAGACGAACCCAAAGAAGUGUGUUUUUGGAGUUCAAGCAGGAAAUUUCCUAGGAUUCUUGGUCCACCAGAGAGGCAUAGAAAUCGACAGAAACAAAGCAAAGUCCAUCAUAGAAGCUCUGCCGCCUAGGAACAAGAAAGAAUUGCAGAGGAAGAUCCAGCCUUUCUCCUCUUUGUUAAGAUUGAAACAGGAACACACCUUCAAGUGGGAAGAACAGAACCAGCAAGCUUUUGAGGAAAUCAAGCAUUACCUCUCAAAUCCACCAGUUCUGUCCCCACCAAAGAAAGGCAGACCACUCAAGCUCUAUGUAUCUGCAUCAGAAGUAUCCAUUGGGAAUCUAAUCAAAUACAUGCUGACAAGACCAAUGCUGAGAGGCAAAAUUGGAAAAUGGACCUUGGCCUUGAUAGAAUUUGCCUUUAGAUAUGUUCCUCAGAAAGCUGUCAAAGGACAAGCUGUGGCAAACUUCCUAGCUCACAUCCAUCUCACACCUCGGAAGCUAUACUUUGAUGGAUCAAAAACUGAUAUAGCUUCUGGGGCAGGAAUUGUUUUGGAAAAACCACUUGGAAUCAGACACUGUUACUCUUUUCAAUUGGAUUUCCAGUGCACCAACAACAGAGCAGAAUAUGAGGCUCUAAUCAUAGGCUUAGAAAUACUGGUAGAACUAGGAAUCCAAUAUGUGGAAAUUUUGGGAGAUUCCAUGCUUGUUUUGAAACAGAUUGCUAGGGAAUACAAGUGCCUAAGUCCUUCUCUAGCCGUCUACUUGGUGGCAGCUAGGAAUCCUCUAAUAGAAUUCAGAGAAGCUACUUGGGAGCAUAUCCCAAGGGAAGAAAACUUUGCAGCCAAUGAAUUGGCUCAGGUAGCAACAGGAAUACCUGAAGAUUGUGUACAAAGAAUCAUCAAGAUAGGGAAGAAAAGCCUACCAUCUGUUCUGACCAAGGGGACGAAAAUAGAUGUCAAUUCUGCCGCAAUCACUGAAGAUGAUUGGAGAAAUCCUAUCAUGACUUACUUACGAUAUCUAACUCUGCCCUCUGAGAAGAAAGUCAGAAUCAUAGCUUUGAACUACCUUAUGUGGAAUGAAGAUUUGGUCCGAAAGAGUAAGGAUGAGGUACUUUUAAGGUGCCUCGGAAAGAAAGAAUACAUGAAAGUCAUGGGGGAAACUUAUGAAGGAAUCUGUGGAGCUCAUCAAGGAGGAGAAAAAUGUGCCGGUUAA
Messenger RNA from Prunus armeniaca (apricot), 2661 nucleotides. The record is from the annotation of a GenBank genome assembly. Lineage: Eukaryota; Viridiplantae; Streptophyta; Magnoliopsida; Rosales; Rosaceae.